Molecule: messenger RNA, 1242 nt
Organism: Corylus avellana
Lineage: Eukaryota; Viridiplantae; Streptophyta; Magnoliopsida; Fagales; Betulaceae
Source: RefSeq, a predicted model, not a curated record
AUGCUCUCAAAUAAGGUUGAGCGGUCGCGAGCUGUUCGACGCGAAGAAAUGGAGAGGCUGUUGAGGAGAGUGUUGGGGAGUGCUGAGACGAAAGAGGGUGUGGUUGAUGUGGGUGCUGAGCUGAUGAGAUAUACGAACAACGUGACAUGCAGGAUGGUGAUGAGCAGUAGGUGUUCAGAGGAAGAAGGAGAGGCAGAGAGGGUUAUAGAGCUGGUGAAGGAGUCCUUUGAGCUGGCAGCAAAGAUGUGCUUUGGGGAUGUGUUGGGGCCCUUGAAGAAACUGGGUUUUUGGGUGUACGGGAAACAGGCUAUGGAUAUGACCAGAAGGUUUGAUGAGCUUUUGGAGAAGGUGUUGAAGGAGCAUGAAGAGAGAGGGAAAAAGGGUGGUUGGGGUGAGAGAGAAGAUAAGGAUUUGAUGGAUAUGCUUUUGGAGGUUUGUCAAGAUGAGCAGGCUGAGGUUAAGAUUACAAGGACCCAUAUCAAGGCCUUCUUUACGGAUCUUUUCAUUGCGGGCACUGGCACCUCAGCAGAAGCAAUGCAAUGGGCAAUAGCUGAGCUAAUUAAUCAUCCUUGUGUCUUCCAGAAGGUCAGACAGGAAAUAGAAUCUGUUGUGGGAAAAGCUAGACUAAUUGAAGAAUCAGAUAUCCCAAAUCUCCCUUAUUUGCAGGCUGUUGUGAAGGAAACACUAAGACUAUACCCACCAGCCCCUGUCACAACAAGAGAAUGCCGCCAAAGCUGCAAAAUCAAUGGGUUUGAUAUACCAGAAAAAACUGCAGUGGCAAUCAAUCUUUAUGCCAUCAUGAGGGAUCAAGAUUCAUGGGAUGAUCCUAAUAAGUUUAUCCCAGAGAGGUUCUUGGUUUCCUUCAAGGAGCAAAGUGAAGUGAUCAGUGGACAAAAGUUCAAUUUUGUUCCAUUUGGGGCAGGGAGGAGAGGGUGCCCAGGAACAACACUGGCAUUCAGCUUGAUGAAUACUGCGGUUGCAUCUUUGGUUCAAUGCUUUGAUUGGGAGGUUGAUGGAGAUGGAGGCAAGGUUGAUAUUCAAUCUGGACCAGGCAUGUCCUUGAGAAUGGUUCACCCACUCACAGCUCGUCCGGUUGUUCACUUCACCCCAUUUACUGCUUCAACAUAAUCGCAUACAUGCCCCCUUUUAUCUCUAUCCGUUCACUUAUGUAAUUAAACGGAUUAGAUCUUUCUACUCUAAUUUGCUAAUUUCAUGUUGGGUUUGUGUCAAACUCUUUGGUCA